Messenger RNA from Dichomitus squalens LYAD-421 SS1, 900 nucleotides. RefSeq lists its product as uncharacterized. The record is from RefSeq and is a predicted model, not a curated record. The coding region runs from base 1 to 777 and encodes 258 amino acids. The transcript has 3 exons. NCBI's taxonomy places the organism in Eukaryota, Fungi, Basidiomycota, Agaricomycetes, Polyporales, Polyporaceae.
AUGUCUCCCUCAACGAAACCCACGCGCAAUCUGAAGGUCAACGUACCGCGACAUAAUUCUCAACGUAUUGGUCCUCUGCUUACGGCCAGCGUGGAAGCUGUUGCUCGUGAAGACAGCAUCCGCGUGGAUGUCAGUCAGACGGCUCUCGAGCCGAGCAGUGCUCUCGCGCAAGCUAUUGAAAGCGCAUCUGAAUGGAACUCCCUUCUCAUGACCGCGCGCGCAGACCGAGGUCCCCAAUGGGACGUCGGAACACAACUGUUCCAAGUGGACGAAUACUCCGAGCUGUAUUACGACCCCACGCCUCUCAUGGGCUACAUCAAAGAGCAGCAGGCCAGCUCCGACGAAUCCUCCUCCGCCAACCCCCCCUCGCAGCGCCAGCAACAGGAAGCCAUCAACUCUCCCCGCAUACACCGCACGGCCUCGCAGGGCCAUCUAAAUCCGGGCCAGUCCCCGGCCCAACUAUACGGCUCCCCGCAAGCCAUGGCGUCCCCGCGCCACUACCCUGGGGCGAACCAGGGCAUGCCCGGGGGAUAUGGCGGCAUGGGCGGCCCCAUUCCUCCAGCACAGUUCUACGGAACUGGGGGGGACGGCAUGCCUGCCUCCCCGAUGCAGCGCGGACACAGCAUGGGCAUGGGCCCCGGGAUGGGUAUGGCACCAGGGAUGGGCAUGAGCCCGGGUAUGGGCAUGAUGCCGCCAGACGGCUCGAUGUCUCCCGAGGUGCGGCGGCGGGUGACCCGGGGGAUGAGCAUGGACGAGUUCGGGAACAUGCAUGGAUGAGGGAUGGGCAUCUCAGCUGCGUAGCUCUCUUGUCAUGCUGCAUUGCCACUCGUGUCGUGCUUGUAUACUAUUCCAGGAUCGGGGCCCACCAUGUAUAUCAUGUCCGUCAUCGCAGCAAUUCCU